UUCAGCCCAAACGAUGGAUUACCCAAAGCAGGCCCGGGCUCAAGCCUAAAGCCUUCAUAGCCCGGUCAAUGCUUCUUACCUGGCGCAUUGCCAUCUGCCGUCGUCUCUGAAACCCGCUGCCAUUGUUGCCUUCAAACAGCUUCACCUCGCUGGGUACAAUAGCAGAACCCAGGAGAAAAUGACAAAUGAGAUUACAACGAGUUGUGAGAUAGAUUAUGAUUGUGAAGAUUUUAAUAGUUCAAAGCGUCCAAAGAUGACAUCUAAAGUAUGGGAAGAAAUGCAGCGCAUUCAAACAACAGAAGGUAGUAAAGUUCUAUGUAAAUACUGUGGAAAGUUGUUACAAGAUAAUUGUGGAACUUCUCAUUUGAAGCGACAUUUGGUCAUAUGUCCCAAGCGACCAAAACCCGUUGGUGUUGUUACGCAAGAUUCAGUGUCUCCGGCAUAUCUUAAUGGUACCUAUAAUGCCAAAGAUUCUGGAUUAAGCAAUGCGCUUAUGGUACGUCCGUUAAAGGUCGAACCUCAAUCGCAAGUCAUAUGUUUUUCUCCUACUCCAAAUUAUAGAACUGAAGCUGUUACUCUUGCAUCCAUUGAUAAUGCUUCCAGUUCAAUUGUGGAACUAAAUCAUAAAAAGAGUUCCACUUUGUUACUGCAUAGCCUUGAAUCUCGUCAAAAUCAAGAGGAACUAUCUUUCGACGACGCAGAAAUGAAAGCGUUUUAUGCUUCUCUCGAUGUUGAGACCUCAUUUAAGUCACAUUCCCAAGAUACACUGGUCAUCACCGAAUCAUCGAACACUACUACACCUUGUGAAGAGACAAGCAAAGCAUUGAAAACACUGCAAGACCUUCUCUCGAAAGACUUCUCUGUUCUACUACAAACCAAACAGUGCGGUGCCAUGAAAUCUACGAUAGAAUACCUUUCCAAGAUGUCAUCAGUUAAGGGAAUCUCGGCAGAAAUGAAGUUGUUGAUAUUGGAAGUUUCAAGAGAAUUCACUCAGUGGAGUUGCGACUACAACAAUGCUAGUAAGAAGAUAGAGUUAGCUAGCUCCAACAUCACGAAAGCAGAUAAACUCGAAGAAAGUCUUGAAGCAAACAAGAACGAGUUCAAGGAAGUUUUAUCCUUAGAAAAUGAGUUGUGCAAGCAGCUAGCGACUUUGGAGCAAAGAAAGAAAGAACUAGAAGAUCAAAUAAAUGCGAUCAAAGCUAAUAUAUCCGUGUUUCAAUCGGCUAAGUUCACAACGGCGAAGAGAAAAAGGGAAGUUUUUGAAGAAGCCAAGACUCUCAAAGCACAAAGAGAUGCGUUGAGGGAGCAAGUUCCACAGUUGAAAGAUGAGAGGGAAAUGGCCAGGAAAAUCCAAGAAAAUAUUAAAGUUGAAUGGUUAAAGCUUGGAGAAAAAUUUAACAAAAGCUUAAAUGGGGUAAAUUCUGAAGACUUGGAUGGUAAAUCUAAAUCAUACAUUCAAGUUUGUUCAUCAGAAAAUUGCAUAUAAUAAAACUGAAUUUAAACUUUCAUAACAGCUCCAUGAUGAACUAAAAAAAGAGCUCUCAUAUUUGUAUGGUGAGAAAUGAAACAUUUUUUUCAAUUGAUUUUA
This is a messenger RNA of Vicia villosa (hairy vetch), 1588 nucleotides long. RefSeq lists its product as uncharacterized. The transcript has 3 exons. The record is from RefSeq and is a predicted model, not a curated record. Gene Ontology annotation, molecular function: DNA binding. Lineage: Eukaryota; Viridiplantae; Streptophyta; Magnoliopsida; Fabales; Fabaceae. The coding region runs from base 179 to 1486 and encodes 435 amino acids.